UAGGAGGCAGUCCCUUUUUUCUUUCCCUGUUUUUCAGUGAGCUUCGACAUUGCUGAGGACAUCUCUCAUAAAGCUGAGCACGCUUCAGCCAGCAGGAAGAACUGGAAUGACUUACGUUGCAAAGAAGUGUGGCGUCUGCUUUCAGCCUCCAUCCAUUAUCUUGAUCUACACAGAAGCCAGCAAGGAUAAGACUCGCCAGCGGAUCAUGCCUGUCAGGAAUUUCUCCAUGUUCUCAGACUGCAGCAUGGCUGCUGAGCAGCUGAAGAAUAACUCUAGGCACAAGGCUUAUCUAGAAGGAGUCUCACUGUGUCAGCUGCAGAAGCUGUACAGUUUGCUGAAGGGUCAUUUGAGAGGAGAGAGCCUGGCUGAGAGCUUGGAAAAGUUUCAGCAGGAAAAGCCCAUUGACCCAGAAGAGGAUAUGAACAAACUGGAUGACAGGGAGCUAGACAAAAGGAAGAGGAUCAUGGAUGAGCUGUUUGAAAAGAACAGGAAGAAGAAGGAUGACCCAGAUUUCAUCUACAACAUUGAGGUUGAGUUUCCAAAGGAUGAGCACCUGGAAUCCUGUAGCUGGGACAUAGAGUCAGGUGAAGAAAUCUGAUUCUGGACAAAGAUGUGUUGGAUGGACAGCUCAGAGACAAAUCCUGGAGUCCUAACGGACAAUGAUGUCGGCGAACACAGCCACAUUGUUUUCAGCUCAUGCAGCUGAUGCACAUGACACUGGCUGCGGAAAACGCGAAACCUAAGGAGCUACAGCAAUUCCAGUUUUAAGUGAACUUUAAGAAGUCAGACCUGAUGAAAUGGAAAUUGGACAGCUGAACUUACUGUAUGGUUUUAAUCUUUUCCUAUGUAUAAAUGUCCAAAAUAAUUUUCAGUUAUUUAAUCUUCCACUUGUUUAUAUUUCAGUCAGCUUUGGCUGAAAACCUCAUCACCAGCUUGCCUUGCUGUCAUUUCUAUUCUGCAUUGGCUGAAAAUGAAGUGUUAAAUAUUUAUGUCUUGAAAGCAGUGUUAAAGCGUUAUUGUAUAAGUAUGGUAUUUAUUAUUACUUGCUGGAAUGUUAAGUGGGUAUUAGUCUUUCUGGAUAAGUCAACAUUGCAUUCAGAAUAUUA
Molecule: messenger RNA, 1106 nt
Organism: Pezoporus flaviventris
Lineage: Eukaryota; Metazoa; Chordata; Aves; Psittaciformes; Psittacidae
Gene: CEP19
Product: centrosomal protein 19
Exons: 2
Coding region: 107-598 (163 amino acids)
Biological process (GO): trans-Golgi to periciliary membrane compartment transport; microtubule anchoring at centrosome
Cellular component (GO): centrosome; ciliary basal body; spindle pole
Source: RefSeq, a predicted model, not a curated record